Molecule: messenger RNA, 872 nt
Organism: Megachile rotundata (alfalfa leafcutting bee)
Lineage: Eukaryota; Metazoa; Arthropoda; Insecta; Hymenoptera; Megachilidae
Source: RefSeq, a predicted model, not a curated record
GACUGUGGUUAACAGCCGGAUACGUGUUUCGUUUAUACACGCGAAACUGAUUGUGGACAACAGUCAUUCAGUGGAGAUCUAUCAGUGAACUUACUCUCUGCAAGACAAUCUUUAGUUUAUGAAUUAACUCCAUCGAGCCAGCAUCAAAUCGCGUCACUCGCACACCAACCAUGAAGACAUCCUUCAAAAUGCCAAAUCUGACCACCGUAUUCUUCUCUCUGGUCAUCUUGCACCUCACACUCAGUGUGCAGUGUAGAACACAUCGAUCUUCAAAAUUCGACGGUCAAGUUUCGGAUCCUAUCGUUUCUCCAAACCUGGAGACCGUUCCUCGAAAGACGUUAUCCUCCAGCAUCGAAUACAGAAUAGGAGAUCCUAAUAGCGUGAUAACUGCUCCUCGUGAAUUGUCACCGAAGAUGGAAGGCGCAGAACCAUCCGAAGAUCAUUUGGCGGGUCGUGUGCCAGACAGCUACAGGAUUAUUCCACGCAAACCAGAACCACCCAGGAUCGAGAUGCAAUUGAUAAAAGGACACGUGUCCCGAACGGGAGAUUGGAUAGUGGAGUACAGAUUUUCCGACAAUUACGAAAACGAUCAGUCGAAAUCGCAUGAUGGAAUCAGUGCUACCAGUGAUAAACCUCAGGAGCAGACUACUAAAAAGCCUAAAGGUGGACUCGGUUCUAGGACCAUCUUUGAGAUACCUGGCAGGCAAUGUCCGCAGGGUUAUCAGUUGGAUUAUAGGAAACAGUGCAGAAAAGCUGUCCAGUUUUGGUACGAAGACUGAGCUUUCGGUAACUAAAAUAAUGAGCCAAAGAACAUCUAUAUUUGAUCACACGGAUGACGUCAUGAAUAAACUUUCAUUUCGAACAAUUUUUGU